UUAACACGAUCCCAGAAUUCAAUUGAAGCAAAAUGGCGGGGGGAACUUGUGUCCAAGGCGGUACAUAAAGCUGAAUGGAAUUGAAAAGUCAAAGAACUUUCGUAAUAAUUGUAAAUUAAGAUUUUAAUUGUGUGCUUAAAGAAAGGCAGUGAACUUCAAUAGUCUGUACAAUACGAAGUAGGCCUAGACGGAAAAUGGAAGGCUGUGAUACUUGUCGUGAAGUAUUUCGUCUUGUGUCAUCAUAUAUUGAAACAUGUGGGGCUGGUGAAAAAUUUGAUGUCAGGAAAAAAGAUGUUUGGAUCCUGCUGGAGUUCUCACAAAUAUGGGGUCAGAGGCAGUGUAGUUGUCUCUUCAAGGACUACAAGAAUUUUGAGAGGCUCAAUAAUCUUGUUCAGCUGAUUUUGCGUUUUGCAAUCAACAUCAUUGCUAACCCUACACAUCCACUUGGUGAUGUUGGUGACAGCGAGAUACCAGAUAAGGAAGUGUCUGUUCAAGAGUCUGAGGAGAAACCAAAAGAGGCUAAACUUACAGAAGAAGUCACUAGACAGAAAGCAGAAGUGGAAUCAAGGAACCCAUCACCGGAGCAUCAGAAAGUGACUCAAGACCAUUCUGUAGUGUCAACAGAUGCAAACAGUAGUACAAACAACGAAAGUGCUUCAAGAAUAAACAAACAAGACCAGAUCUUCGAUGACGAGGCAAACCCAACAAAGAAGGAAGAAGAGGAGGAAAAAGGAAACGUUGAAAACAAGGAGACAUGUGCCGAGGUCUGGAAUUUAGAGGAGGAAGAAAAGUUACUUCAGUUUGUGGCCAAAGUGUUCCAAAUGAAUUUCCCCAUGUAUGCAGCACACAAGCAGUAUUAUCAUAGCUUAGCAGAGCAGGAAACAUCUUGUCAGGAGGCAGAGGCCUUAGGCAAUUACUGUGACAUGAACGAUCUUGACGUACCUAUCCACCUACUGCGAAAUGUCUGCUUUUUCUGUGAUAGUAAUGGUCUGGCAGUCAUUCGUCAGUGCUUUGAGGCAGCAACCCCUGACUCUCUACCGUUCUCUCUUGCCCAUGCAAUCAUUGCCAUUGUGGCAAAUCUUCGCCUGUGGUUACAUCUCCAUGCUGUCAUGCAGUUUGUUGCCCCAUUGAGAACACAUGUUAUAAGAUACCUGUGCCGGCUGCCAGACAAGGAAUUACGACGUGCCAGUGCUCGCAGCAUGGCUGAUAUGAUGUGGAGUGCUAUCAAAGAGCCCAUGGAAGCACCGUUAUCCUUUGAUAGGGACAGUCUAGAGUUAGCUCUCAAGUACUUCAUGUCAUCUACAUUGACCAUGAGGCUAGCUGGACUGAGUCAAAUCACGAGCCAGAUUCACAUGUUCAAUGAAGUUUGCAAUAACGAAUCAGUGGCAGACAUAGACAAUGUUGGAUCCCAACUUACUGCCUGGCUGCUGGAGAAAGAAGUAGUAGAGCAUCUAUUUGGACCAAACAUGCAUCUUGAGAUCAUCAAGCAGUGCCAGAUCAUACUGAACUUCCUGGCAGCUGAGGGUGCCUUAACUACUAAACACAUUGAUGUCAUCUGGGCAGCUACUCAACUCAAGCACACUGGCCGCUAUGUUCAUGAUCUCUUCCCUCAUCUGAUCAAGCAUCUUGAAGCUGGCCCACUCUUCCAUCUGCUGAAACUGGUGUCACGGUUACACCCUUCAGAACACACUGAACAGACCUUGUACUUGUCUCAGGUGAUAACCAAAUGUAUAUGGACAAGUGCACUGUCCAGUAGUGCAGUGGGUGCCACUACUCUUCUGAGGCCAGAUGUUAGACACUCCCAACAUGAGUUUCCUCUAUUGAGGAGCAGUCUAGAAAUGGGCCCAGAUAAAGGUCAGCUUGGUGUAAUGAAUAGUAAUAACAGCCGCAUGGUUGAGAUCUAUGAGCUUGAGGAAGAAAAUGAUGACGCUGAGGAAACUACACCAAGUGUAACAGAAGAUCAGCCAUCAAACUGCAGUCGUAAUCAAGAGGGUGAUGCCAACAAGGUUGAACCUCAUCGCACGACUAAGAAAGAAUCAGACACACAUGAAGGGAAACCAAGGCAAGAAAUCAGUGAUGAACCCACAUCUGGAACCCAUUCACAGAAAACAAUCCAUGCAGUAGCCAUUCAUCGACGCAAAAGGCUGCUGAAACCAAGACUAGCUGAAGAUGGAUCAGAAAGUUCAGUAACAGAACAUGACUCGGAUAAUAUUGAUUCAGAGAAUGAGGCCAUGGUGACAAGUCCAGAGAACUCAGACAGUGAUAGUGAUGUCACUGAAGAGAGUGAGGAGCAUGGUACACAACUUGGAAGUGAGUAUGAAGAUGUCAGUGAGGAAAGUAAUGCAGAAAUGCAGAGUGAAGAGGACGAAGACGAGGAAAAGUCAGGAAUUAGGCAUUCCUGCUGCUCUGAUAGGCACCGAUCCACCUUGCUUGAACAUCAGAGCCAGUUACGCCAGUGCCUUCAGGGUGGGGACAUUAGUGACAGUGCAUCAUCAGAGGAGAGUGAAGGAAUCCAGCAUAGACACUUUUUUCAAGCUACAGUGCGGCCGCAGCAACGGAUAAAGAAGCAGCUUCUGGUGGGAAAUCUGGAAGAGAAGGUACAGGAUGACGGACAGGAGGAAGUGCAAGGUCAGAAAGAGACAGAAGAUGCUAAGGAGCUUGGAAGGACUCAGACUCAUCAUGAAGGAGUGAUCCCACCGUCUCCUAAAUCAGACCAUAGACAGCUUCCUCAAGAAGCCAGAGAAGCUGAGGAUUAUUAUGUGAGGAAUAGAGGCCUUGAAACUGAAGUAUAUGACUGCAGAAGGUACUUGCCACACAGACACACUGUGCAAAGCAAUAUCAUGGAUGAACUGAUUAGUGCUGAGGAGGAAGGCUCCUGCAGUAGCUCUCAGGCCAGUGCCAAAUCUGACAAGAACAUGGCAGAUUUUGAUGGGGAAGAGGAAGAGGAGGAUUCAGCCUGUGAAGAUGAACUAGUUCAGCUGAGUGCUCAUCUAAGCUCCAUACACCAUCACCAACAUACACAUCGCCAUAGACAUCAUCAAUUGCCAGAUAUUAGCCCUGUCUAUCGCAGUCGUCUCUCUAGUACAUGCUCUCAUCAUGCUGAGAAAGAGGAUCUUGCAACCCCAUUUGUAGAUUUCAACUUUGAUGAUGUAUGCAAGAAAGGCCACACAUUGCUUUGGGACCAAGUGCAGGAUGAAAAUGCUAUCCAUCUGAGCGAGGGACUUGCAGCUGAAACUGAAAAACUUCUUUGUUCUCUCGUAUGCUGGUUUCCAGAACGGGAAAUUCGCAUGAAAUUCGUGGAAGGCUGCUUAGAAAACCUGAAAAACAACAGGUCUGAAGUGGUUUCUCUACGUCUCUUGCCAAAGCUGUUUGGGUCCUUUCAGCAAUAUCGCAACAAUUACAAUACCCAUUGGAUAACCAUGUGGGCAGAGGAAGAGCUUCAUAUGAUGGACCUGUUUUUUAAUAAUCUCGUCCAUUACACCAGUCAGGUUAGGAGCUGUGUUCAACAGGAAAGAACUCUGUAUACUCAUACAGCAGAGGUUCAGGCAAGACUGCAAUUCCUGACUUGUGUAUUUACAACUUUGGGCUCACCAGAUCAUUUCAGAUUAACGCUGGACCAAGUUGACACACUCUGGACAUGUCUGGCCACGGACACAGAAUGUGGUGAUGAAGCUUUGAGUUGGUUUCUGAACCAGGCCGGCAACAAGGACCAGCAUGCAUUGGGCUUGGAAACCUUCAAACAUAUAUUCUUCAACAAGAUGCCUCAGCUAGAACCAGAAAGUAUCAGUAUGACAGGGUUGAAUCUGUUCCAGCAGCUGUGUAGCUUAGCCAGACUAGCCAGCUCAUCAUCCUAUGAUAGCCCACCUGUAGAGAUGCCUGGCAUCGAUCAUCUCUGGAAAAUUGCAUUAAGAGCCAAGAACACGGAUGUCAGUCUGUCUGCAAUCAAGUAUAUCAACACCUACUACAUCAAUGCUGGAAAUGGUUCCCUAGAGAAGGAGGAGGAGUUUAUCAAGCGAUGCAUGGAGAGUUUAUCCCAAGCCUCAGCAAAACUAGACAGUGCUCAAGACUCGAGCCUCUUGGUCCUUCAAAGGGGACUCACUCUUCUCAAGACUCACUUAGAAGCCUUCAGAAAAAGGUAUGCCUAUCACCUUCGUCAGUGGCAGCUACAAGGCCGAGGUAUCUCAAGUCACAAAAGGCACCCACUGGAAGGACACUCUCAAACACUGAGAGUGGUGUGCCAGUUGGCUAACCGAACAGAAAAGUUUACGGUAGAGCUCAGUUCAUCAGACCUGGUUGCUGAUUUGAGGGCAGAAGUCACACACAUCAGUGAACAGUUCCAACAACAACAGUUGCAGCAGCAACAACAGCAACAAGAGGAGAGUGACAAUACAGCUACUACUGCAGGAUUCUCUGGUUUGGCUGGUGCCCUAUCAGGGUCAACAAUUCAGGCUCAGAGGCCUGUUCGUAUGAUAUCUGUAGGUCACGAAUUGACCCCUGACCUUGAUGAGAAAAGCCUUAAAGAAAUGGCAUUCUCAGAUUUACAGCUUGUGUUUGUGUCCUUUGGUGCCAUUCGUCGGGAAAGGAAACGAGAUGGUAUGGACCAGCCAGCCUCUUGCCUACCCCCUCCACCACAGGCUAAGCUUCCCAUGAUGUUACUACUGCAAGAGCCUCACUUUAGCUGCCUCUUUCACCUACUACAACAACUCAAUGAACUCCUGGUAGACAAUUAUGCUGGAGAGGCUGCCCAGGAUCUGCUUGGUAGGACUCAGAUGUUAUCUCGCAAUGUCUGGCAUCUUCUUAUGCUUCUUCCAACCAGCCCAGACAUGCUAAACAAAUUCAAAGUGCUAACUGCACCAAUGGAUUCAGCCAUGUCAUCCGAAGAUGACCAUACAGAUAUUGAAACUGACAAAAUAUCAACUGCUGAAGACGAACCUGGUAGUAUUCAGACAGCUUUUACAGCCAACUGGCCAGAGCUGCUAGAUGUAAGCAACACCCACAAGUUGCUGUACUCACUUCAAAUUGUUGAAUCACUUGGCCAGCCAGCAAAGAAGAAACGGGGAAAAUCACUGGCGUGUGUCAAUAGAGGAGAUCACAGUCCUAUGACAAGUUCAUCAGAAUUGGGCACAAUGGAUCUUAAGGGAAUCAAGCCAAGCCAAAGUGAGUCUGGUCUUUCCACUGUUGGAUUAGAUGACGGGAAAGAGUCAUGGAAUACUAUGUUUGUAGAGAGUGGAGGACUAAGACACCUUUUUAAUAUCUUCAUGUCUGGAAACCUUGAAGCCAGGAGUGGUCAGCACUGGAAUCUAUGGCAACAAGACUGCUUGGCGUGCAUCCUAAAGCUGAUCAAUGAGUUUGCCAUCGAGCAGGCUGCCUUAGACCAAGGGCAAGAUGAUGUGUUUGAAGCUCAUUCCUCCAGUGAGGAGGUAACCAGCAAAUGCCCUCGCAGAACAAAACACAACAGCACUGAAGUAGGAGGAAUCACAACUAAAGUAUCCAAGCAACUCUUGGAGUUGAUGUCUGGAGAGGGAGUGUUAGACAGACUAAUCACUGUGUUGUAUGAAGCAGCUGUUCCAUCAGACACAGUCAAGGUUCGAGCUGGUUACUGGGUCAUUCACUGUGCAUUGAAGCUGCUAGUUUCCUGGGCAUACAGUGACCCAGAAGUCAGGGUAGCACUUUGCCAGAACAAACUCUUUGACAAGUGGCUUCAAAGACUUGUUCUUCAAACCAGUGAGGUUUAUGUCAGGCGUGAGGUAUGUGAUGCAUUGUACAGACUGUGUGAAGGCAGUAGUCGGCCGUGUCAGCACUUCUCAUGGGCCCUCCUUGCUAGUUUGCUCAGCUUUCUGUCACUUGCACAGAGUAUACAUCCAAAGAAGGAUUAUAGCAAGAACAUUGAAGACUAUGGUCCUGGCUGCCGGAAUUAUUUCUGGCUGUUAUGUUCUAUCAUGGAUAACAUUGACAGAAAGCAUGAAUGGUCUUCUGGAAGUGACGUUGAUAACUCUCCAGCCCUAGAUCAGGAGAAAAAAGUCAUCAAUGUUAACACUAUUGCCAGACAUCUAGCCGAGGGAAUACAGAGUCGGCUUGUUUUAGAGGAAAGACACAACACCAUAGAGGAUGUGGCUCUCACUGGUAUGCUCAAGCUAUGCACAGCUGUUAUGAAGCACAACCCACCAUUCAAAUUCAGCAAAGAGGGACAGGUUUUUCUUAGCAGUGUUUUUGAGUGUCUUUUCGCGGUGCCAAACAUGGAAGAGCGCAAUCUUCCCAAGUGUAAAUCCAAAGGCAGUCGUCUUGCAGGAUUUGAUCUCCUUAUUGAACUAGCAAGAGGAUGUCAGGACAAUUACUCCUGCUUGCAUAGGCUUAUGCUUGAACAACAUUCCCCAGGCACCCAUGGAGCAUAUCCAUGGUUGUACUGGCCACAAGAUGAUGGUCGGUCAUCAUGUGGUUAUGUGGGACUGACCAACCUUGGUGCUACCUGUUACAUGGCUUCAUGCAUGCAGCAGUUGUUCAUGAUGCCAGAAGCACGUGCUCCAAUUCUCAGUGCAAGGCUUACUGAAGAUACCCACCAUGCCAGCAUCCUGACGGAACUGCAGCGGAUGUUUGCUUUUCUACAAGAUAGUGAGAGAAAAGCUUACAAUCCUCGCAGCUUCUGUAAGGUUUACACAAUGGACAAGCAGCCUCUCAACACUGGUGAACAGAAAGAUAUGACUGAGUUCUUCACUGAUCUCAUCAGCAAGAUGGAGGAAAUGACUCCCCAGUUGAAUGACUUGGUAUGCGACCUGUUCAAGGGAGAGCUCACAAAUAAUGUUGUUUCACUGGACUGCCCGCAUGUUAGCAGCACAACUGAAGAAUUCUGCACAGUCCGUUGCCAGGUUGCUGAUAUGAAGAACCUCUAUGAAUCAUUGGAUGAAGUAACUGUCAAAGACACUCUGGAAGGAGAUAACAUGUACACAUGCUCGCAAUGUGGCAAAAAAGUCAGAGCGGAGAAAAGGGCCUGCUUCAAGACUUUACCCAAAAUUCUUUCAUUCAAUACCAUGCGCUACACCUUCAACAUGGUGACGAUGAUGAAAGAAAAGGUCAAUACACACUUCUCCUUUCCACUCAAGUUGGACAUGGCUGGCUACACAGAGGCUGCCCUUAUGGGCACAGACAGAAACAGGCCAGACAACCCAACAGAAGAUGCCUCUUACACAUAUGAUCUAAUUGGUGUGACAGUUCACACGGGUACGGCGGAUGGUGGUCAUUACUACAGCUUUAUCAAAGACCGAAUGCUGAGUUCUGAUGAUAGGUGGUACAUGUUCAAUGAUGCCGAAGUCAAACCAUUUGACUCCACACAGCUGGCUGGGGAGUGCUUUGGAGGUGAAAUGACGACCAAGACGUAUGAUUCUGUAACAGACAAGUACAUGGAUUUUUCAUUUGAAAAGACCCACAGUGCCUAUAUGCUUUUCUAUGAGAGAUGUACCCCAGGGGUUGAUCAACAAGAGCCUGCUAGUCAGCCUACCAUCAUGCUUCCAAAAGAAAUAGCUGAGUGGAUCUGGCAAGACAACAAAAACUACUUGAGAGACCGGUCUAUUUUUGAUCACUCCUACAUGAACUUCAUGUGGCAAGUCUGUAGCUACCUUCCAUCAACGCUACCUGAUCCUUCACAUGUACAACUUAUGGCAUCCAAGUUGACUACGACCUUUGUCCUUGAGACAUUAUUGCAUGCCCGAGAAAAACCAACCAUGUUGCAGUGGAUGGAACUUAUGACCAAACAGUUCCAUACCUGCCAAGCUGCUUGUGAGUGGUUCCUUGAUUACAUGGCUAAUGAUGACUGGUGGCCUCAGCAGAUACUGAUCAAGUGCCCCAUACAAACAUGUCGACAGUUAUUCCAGAGGCUGUGCAUUCAUGUGAUUAGGCAGCUGAGAGACAAGCAUGCACCAUUGUACCUCCACCCCAUUGUGGAUGGAGAGGACGAGGUUGAUAUUCCCCCAGAGGAGAUAGGCAACUAUUCAUGUGUUACCAGAUUCAUCAAGAAGCUUUUGUCAAUUAUCGAACAUGGGGUACGUCCACAGUGCAAGCACCUUACAGAAUACUUUUCAGUCCUGUAUGACUUUGCAAAAAUUGAUGAGGAUGAGGCUCAGUUCCUGACAUCUGUUGAAGCCAUCUCAAUCAUGACAAACUUCUACUUGGGUACCAAGGCAGCUGAUUAUGUGGAGGUUGUAUCGGAUGACGAUAAUGAAGAUGAUGAAGAUGAGGAUGACAUUAUCUCCUUGACAGAGGAAAAGUACAAACCUACAUCCCUAGAGAAGAUGAUCUCUCUUAUUGCCUACCUGGUAGACUCAUCAAGGACUGACCGGCAACUUAUGCUAUCUCAGACAGACUACGCAGUGCUUGUUGCUGGCAAGGGAUUCCCCUUCCUGUUCCAACAAAUUCGAGACUGCAUCAACCUCCAGCAAACACGUAAUCUGAUCAUCAGCCUGACCAGGUUCCAGCCUCGAUUGGCUGAACAGAUUGUAGCUAUGAUCUUCAAUGCCAUCGCCAAACUUAAUCAAGAGGCUGGUCAGCCUUUUUUUAAGAUUCUGUCCAUGCUGGUUGAAACCGUUGGAGGACUACCAGGUGUUCCCCCAUUCACACCUAUCAUACUACAGAGAAUAUGGGAGGUUUCAGAGUUCAACCCCAUUCAGGUUCUUGACUGGUUGGCUGCCCAGACUCCAAGGAAUAAAAUGGCCCACCAUUGGGUGUUACAGGGAAUUAAGACAUGGGUGGAACAUUUCCUACUAGCACACAACAAUGUCAGAGUCAGGAAUGCUGCAGCAUUUCUGCUGAUAUCUCUGGUACCAGACCCUCACUUCAGACAGUCUUUCCGAUCUGCUCGAUCUGUUCAUAGUCCUCAGAAGGAGAUACAGUUGAGCCCUGAGGCUGUGAUAAUACUGCAACAGAUAUACUCCAUUCUUCUACGAUUAUUGCCAAGAGCCAGACACUAUGUUGAUGCAUCAAUUCAUGGUACUACCAAGCUGGUUGCCUACUUCUCUGUUCUCAGCCACUGCAUCAUCAGCAAAAUAGAAAAGAGAAUGUUUUCACAGUUCUUCAUGGACCUGUGGAACUUGUACCAGCCAAAGUUAUCUGAACCACCACUAGCUUGCAAUCACAACAAACAGGCUUUGCUACAGUUCUGGUAUAAUGCAUGUGUGGAUGUUCCAGAGAAUGUUGAACUCAUCAUCAGCAAUCCUACCGUUGUCAAGCACAUCCCUUACAACUAUAUCCUAGCUGACCAUGAUGAUCAAGAGGUAGUGAUGUUUAAUCGUAUCAUGCUGCCAGCCUACUAUGGCCUACUACGUCUGUGCUGCCAACAAUCACCACAGUUUUCAAGGGCACUGGCAGUCCACCAGAAUAUGCAAUGGGCGUUUAGAUUUCUAACCCCAUAUGCAAGCCAGUAUCCUAUGGUGGUUGAUGAGUUAUUCCGCAUGAUGAAGCUAUUCGUAUCUCGUCAACCAGACAUGAGAACAGAGGAAUCAGCUCAGAUACAGGAGUUCAAGCGCAUGACACUCAGAUGCUACCUAGAAUGCCUGGAAAGAAGCUCCUGCUGGACUACACUCAUCAGCGCUUUUCGUGUCUUACUGGAGAAUGAUGAAGAUAGAUUGGGAGUCAUUACCUACCAUGGACUCAGUAGACUAGCAGAUGCGUUCAACACACUUCAUAUGAUGUACCACGAAGCAACAGCAUGCCAUGUCACAGGUGAUCUGGUAGAACUGUUAUCAAUCACCCUGCUAACAUUGGAGUGUGCCAGUAAAUAUAGAGAGAGAAAAGAAGUCAAGCAGUCCUUACUACAGUGGCAGGAGCGUAUGGAGUUUGCACAGAAAUUGCUGACAUUGCUUAACUGUUACACACCAGACAAUGUUAGGAAGGAAAGCCUUGCCCUUCUAAAUGAGUUGGUAAUCCUGUACCCAAGGGAGUGUGUACAGAGACUGGUGCCCAUCAUCCUCCAUGUACAUCAUCAGUUUCAAAAGAACAACAUCCCUUUAGCCACAGGUCCAUAUUUUCCAAGACGUAUGCCAAAGCCUGCCCCCAACAAGGCCAGCAUUCGACCUCCUAGGCCAGAGCUACAAAUGUUUCUUCAUCCAAGCCAGCUUGAAACGUCACAUGGUUCUGAUCCAGUAUAUGAUGCUGCGCUCCGUGAAUUCUUUCUUCCGUAUCAUCAGUUUGUUGAGACCCUCUGUUAUACAGCGUUGAACAUCAACCUAUUCACUGAGGAUACCAUCAACCUUAGUGUAUUAGUUGCAUUGGAGGGAGUUCCUUUACAACUGGACUGGUUUGCCAAGCUCUGGAGGAUCAUGUACCAGUCUGAGGGUAGUGACAGGGCAGGUGUUCAGAUGCUGUGCAGUCAUCAUACAUUCCAUGACUAUGUAGAAGGAAUCAUAUUAGAUGAACGUACCUCCUUCAACAACCCAGCUAUCAACUCAUUCUUCUGUAUAUUCUUCCCGAAGGUGUACAAGCACAUUCUGUGCAAUAACUGGGAGUCAGUGGUGGAUUCAUUCAUAUGCGGCAUCCUUGGAGACACAGAUAAUCUGGAGCAUUUCAGACAGGAUGAACUCAAACGCACUGCCUAUAAAGUGAAUGGGGAUAUUCGUACUCUCCUUCUGAUGUUCUCUGUGGUGCCACCCAGGGCAAUCAACCCCAAUUUUUUGCCAGCCCUACACCAUAUUCUUACUACAUGUAAGAAUGACCGAGAGGCCAGAAUGACUGUGGUCUUGAGAGGUCAGUCAGCAGAAGUUGCAGACAAAGAGAUUGAUAAGAGACGCUGUGUUGACCAGAGUGAGCAAGAUACUGAAGCAGUUCCCAAAAAGAAGAGGAGAUCAAGCCCAGAUAUCAAGGAAAGCACUGAGGGCAAUUCCUCACCACCACCUCCACCUCCUCCACCUCCUCCAACCACAACCAAAGACCAACAAACUGUAGAACCCAAAGCACAAUUCCCAAAGAUCACUCAAAACAAACAGGAAGUAAUCACAAUGGAUUCUAUUUAUCAUGCGGACGUACCAGCAGAUAUAGUAAGAGAUGCAACACUAGAGAACACAUUGCCAUCGUCUGAUACUGAAGAAGACAAAUGUGGUGGGGACUCAUCAGAGUCUGGUAGUAAAACUACAGAGAUGGCAGAAUCAUCAAUCCUGCCUAAAGCCAACCCCCCAACCUGUCAACCUUUACAUGAUGACGUAUCACCCAGCAGUACUGUAAGCAGUCUGUCUAGAACACUGAAAAGGGGUUCAUCAUUAUCCUCAUCUGCAAGACAACAACAUUGUGUAGAUGUGUUGGCUAGGAGCAUUGAGCAGCUGAUCAAAUGUUUAGAGCAGUCGUUGUGAAUCAUUCUUCUUGAACUAGUUGAGUUCUUGCUGUUGAAUAUGAAAGGUUAUGAAAUUCCUGCACACAACAAAAGUGUGGUGGUGGUGAUUGUUGCUUUUUUUAACCUGUUUACAGGAAAUCUGGGGGAAGUUUAAUAUGGACUUUAAUAGUAAUAUUCCUGAUGGUAGGACGUCCGUACAUCAAGGUUGGAUAUCUACAGGUGCUCCUUUUUUGCAUUUGUAAGUUCUGCAUAUGAAUGCCCACGUUGGAACUUUGGUUGCAUACCCUCUGCUUUCUAAUUCUGCCCAAGUGGGUAAUUCUGCGGCACAGUUGCUCUGGAGUAUGAUAUUUUUUUUUAUUCGAAAUAUUUCAGGAAAGUGGUACGGACUCGUUCUUUUAUAAAUUGUUUUCAUAUAUUGACCCUUUAGGGCUAUUUCUGCUGCGUGCUCUCACUCAGAUGUACUCAUCAUUUGCAAAGAGGCUAACACAUUGCAUAUAAUCAUUUGCAAUAAUCAAUCACUUGCAAUCUCAGCCAUUAAAAUGUGCUAAACAUGAACCUGACUCACUGUGGCUUGAAAACAUGGCUGGUAAUCCUUGAGCAUUUUAAGAAGGUGCUGAAUGUUUUUAGAGCUGAAAAUAAUUCAGUUGUUGACAAAAAAAACAUACGUGCCAAUCAGACAGAAAAUGUAGUGACACACAAAUCAUGAACAUGCUAAAAUCAUAGCCACACCAAGAAUUACUUAAGUAUCUAAAAGAAGGGAUGCAAAGUGAUACUUUGUAGUUCCACAUUGUUAAAAAAAAAACACACACUAAAUGCAAAUCAUUUGACAAUCAGUACUUUGGUUUACAGUAAAGCUGUCUACUUACAAACUCAUCUCAUUAUUUCUCAAACAUGUGAUCGGUUAUUGUUUGCAUGAGAUAUAUAUUUCUAUGCUUUGUGUUGCUUUUCGUAAGUGAUUUAUUGUCAACAGGUCAACAGGUAAUUUCAUUAAAUAUGGUGCUCAAUUCCAUUUUACUUGCAUUCAUUUUUAUUUUCUAUUUUGCGUGAUUGUACUUUUUUUUUUUACUUCCAAAACUUCUUAUACAGGCUGUCAGAUACAUUUACAACUUUUCCAUAUUGAAAAUGAACAUAUGAAGCAAUUUAUCGUUUAACUGUUAUGAACACGUUAAGUCAGGGCAGAAAGGAGGACAUUAUGUGGUUUAAAUGCCAUGCAUUGUGUCCUUGGAAAUGGAGUAUACUAUUUAAGCAGAAAAAUAUUGAAUACAAACAUUUUAGGAGGGCAUGAGGUGUUGGUCUUAGCAAGAUCCUCGGAGGCAAAUGACAGUGGUACAAGAAACAAACAUGUAGGGGACACGCAAGCAUGCAGGGUUGAUAUGAAACACCAAAGAGUAAACUGGAAGGAUCAAGGGACAAACUAUCAAUUGUCAAUACUGACUCAAGGAUAAGUGUAAUGUGUACAAGUAGUUGUGAAAUUGUCAAUUACUUUGUCUCUAUGAAUAUCCCAAAUCAACAUUUUGUUAAAUAUCUGGAUAAAAACUUGCAUCCUUUAUAUCGAUGACCAUGUCUUGUGUUUCAAAACCGAGUACACAAACAGCAUUUAUAUUUAAAAAGUAUGUAUAAUAAUGAAGUUAAUGCCCAUUAGAUAAAGAGCAUUUUAUUUAAUAAAGAAAAGCCAAGUCAAUUGAAAAUUUGAGGUCUAUGUCUGAAUGGAGGGCUUUCUGCAAAACCA
Messenger RNA from Patiria miniata (bat star), 13037 nucleotides. It is a transcript of the gene usp34, whose product is annotated as ubiquitin carboxyl-terminal hydrolase 34-like. Gene Ontology annotation, molecular function: cysteine-type endopeptidase activity; cysteine-type deubiquitinase activity. Gene Ontology annotation, cellular component: nucleus; cytosol. The record is from RefSeq and is a predicted model, not a curated record. The coding region runs from base 195 to 11327 and encodes 3710 amino acids. The transcript has 76 exons. NCBI's taxonomy places the organism in Eukaryota, Metazoa, Echinodermata, Asteroidea, Valvatida, Asterinidae. Gene Ontology annotation, biological process: protein deubiquitination.